GUGAAACGAUGUGCGGAAAUGUCAAGAAAACUGAGGUUUUUCAAGGAUCAAAUCAGCAAAGCUGGUUUGUCAAUUUCUGGUCAUCCCGGGAUGCAACCUGAUCUCGAGUUAGAGGAGUUAGAGGUCCCAACUAUCGAUUAACUUGUGGAGGUACUAAAUUUGGGGGCAUUGUCUUUUAUUAGACCCAGAUGACUUGGGACUUGCUAAAUAGGAUGAGAGCCAUCGAUGAAAAUCCACGCAAGCGGCUACAUAUCUUCCCCAUUUCCCUCCUUUCUCUCUCCUCCUUCUCCCUCCAUUAUCUUCAUCAAUGGCAGAGGUUUCUUUCCAUCAUUUCCCCAAAAAAGACCACGAUUUGUUUGUUGAUCACCAGACCUUCAAACAGAUCCAAUUUUGCUGCCGACGCCAUUGAAGAUUAAAAUAAUCAGAUAAAUUUUGUUAUGGACUUGUUUCAUAACGCGUUGAGCAAUAUCUUGUUGUGGGUGGUUGUGCGUUUUGUCGAACACUGUAAAUGAUUUGAAUUUUGGGGUAUUGGAGGAUAAUGAUGAUCUGGGUGUGAAGUCAUUUUUGGACCGUUUUGUCGGCUUUUUUGCAGUCACAAAACUAACUUUCACUCCAUAGAAUAAUAGUUGUUGAGGAUGGUGGAGGAAGUGGUUUUGACGGCGGAGGGAAGAAAAAGGGGGAACUUACUCUUUACAAUUCUUGAUUUUUCGGCUUUGGAUUGUAAAUAAAUUAAAUGAGAAUUGCUCAUUCAAUUGUUUGCUGUUCUUGUACAGUCAUUGGUAUUCCAGAUUGAGCACCUGAUGAAAACAACCUUUUUCUAUUGCAGGAUAAGACUUCAUUCAUCCCUCUCCAUCUUACACUCCCUCACUUGUCUACAGUUUAGAGACUCUUUGGGGGAUUGGGAUAUUAUUGAUGUUGAUGUAUGAUUAAAUCUAACAAAACAUUUAAAUACCAAACAACACUACUAUACACCUAAGAAUUGCAAAUAUUUUUCGUUACUUGAUCCAAAAAGUUUAGCAUAAGCAAGUUGUAAGAUCAUCAAUGCAAAAUCUCAAACAAGAAAAGGGAAACUAGUAUUGAACAUGCAAUGUCAUAAUUUCUUAAUUACAAAACUAUAUAGAUGAUAAAGAGUGAAAUAAAACUUUAUAUAAGAAGCUACUAGGAUUAUAAAAAAAAAGUUACUAGGGUAAUAUAAUGCAACAGCUUGAGGUACAUAUACUGAAUUUUGUCUUGUAAGGCUUUCUCAGAGCUUCAUGUAGGUUUCAGAAUGACUAACAUUGCUCUUUGAUGUUGUAGAUACGACUUGCUGAGCAUGAACAUGAGCUGAUUGAAACGAAUUCAAACAGUGAGAAGUUGCAGCAGACAUAUAACGAGCUUCUAGAAUUUAAGAUGGUGUUGCAGAAGGCAGGGGCCUUCCUUGUACCAGGAAAGAGUCCUGCAGUUGCAGAAGAAACAGAAUUAGAAGAAAUUCAUUCAAGUGAUGAUUAUGUUGAUACAGCAUCUUUACUGGAACAGGAGAUCCGUGGAACACCAGUACAAUCUGGUAUCCGGUGUAUGUGCGGAAUCAUAUGUAGAUCCAAGGUUCCUAAAUUUGAGAGAAUAUUGUUUCGUGCAACAAGAGGCAAUUUGCUAUUCAAUCAGGCACCAGCUGAUGUUUAUAUUACAGAUCCUACAUCAUCUGAAAUGGUUGAGAAGACAGUUUUUGUUGUAUUUUUCUCUGGAGAGCAAGCUAGAAUGAAAAUUUUGAAAAUAUGUGAAGCAUUUGGUGCUAAUUGCUAUCCUGUUCCUGAAGAGAUAAAUAAGCAAAGGCAAAUUAAUAAGGAAGUUUCCUCACGGUUGGCUGAAUUGGAAGCCACACUUGAUGCCGGGAUUCGUCAGCGCAACAAAGCCCUUGCUGAUGUUGGCUUCCACCUCUCAAGAUGGAUGAAUUUGGUAAGAAGGGAAAAAGCUGUAUAUGAUACCCUGAACAUGCUGAAUUUUGAUGUGACAAAAAAGUGCCUGGUUGGAGAAGGUUGGUGUCCAAUAUCUGCUAAAAGCCAGAUUCAGGAGGCUCUACAGCGUGCAACAUUCCACAGUAACUCACAAGUUGGUAUAAUAUUUCAUGCAAUGGAUACUGUGGAAUCACCUCCAACGUACUUCAAAACCAACCGUUUCACAAAUGCAUUUCAAGAAAUCGUUGAUGCAUAUGGUGUUUCUAGAUAUCAGGAAGCCAAUCCCGCAGUUUAUACUGUAGUCACUUUUCCAUUCUUGUUUGCUGUUAUGUUUGGGGACUGGGGUCAUGGAAUAUGCCUACUGAUGUUAGCGCUGUUCCUCAUAGCCCGAGAAGGCAAGCUUAGUUCACAGAGACUCGGCAGCUUUAUGGAAAUGUUAUUUGGCGGGCGCUAUAUUGUCCUUCUAAUGGCUCUUUUCUCAAUCUACUGUGGGUUGAUCUACAAUGAGUUCUUUUCUGUCCCGUUCCAUAUAUUUGGCCAGUCUGCAUACAAAUGCAGAGAUGCAACGUGCAGUGAUUCUUAUACAGCUGGCUUAGUCAAAUUUCGGGAUCCCUACCCAUUUGGUGUAGAUCCAAGUUGGCGUGGAAGCCGUUCAGAGCUACCAUUUCUAAACUCACUGAAGAUGAAGAUGUCUAUAUUAUUGGGUGUAGCGCAGAUGAAUUUGGGAAUCAUGUUAAGUUACUUUAAUGCACGGUACUUUAGCAACUCAUUGGAUAUAAGGUAUCAGUUUUUGCCUCAGAUGAUAUUUCUCAACAGCCUUUUUGGCUAUCUUUCACUCCUAGUUAUUAUCAAGUGGUGCACUGGAUCUCGAGCUGACCUUUACCAUGUUAUGAUAUAUAUGUUUCUGAGUCCUUUUGAGGACCUUGGAGAAAAUGAGUUAUUCUGGGGGCAGAGACCAUUACAGAUAUUACUUUUGCUACUGGCCAUGAUUGCAGUUCCUUGGAUGCUCUUCCCGAAGCCAUUCAUCUUGAAGAAGCUUCAUUCUGAGAGAUUUCAAGGGCGUACGUAUGGGAUACUCCACUCUUCUGAAAUGGAUCUUGUUGGGGAGCCUGACUCUGCACGACAACAUCAUCACGAGGAUUUUAAUUUUAGUGAAAUAUUUGUGCAUCAAUUGAUACACUCUAUUGAGUUUGUCUUGGGUGCUGUAUCGAACACAGCAUCAUAUCUCCGUCUUUGGGCUUUGAGCUUGGCUCACUCAGAACUAUCAACUGUCUUCUAUGAGAAGGUCCUGCUUCUUGCCUGGGGGUAUGACAAUCUUGUUGUCCGGUUGGUGGGGCUAGCCGUGUUUGCCUUUGCAACUGCUUUCAUACUACUUAUGAUGGAGAGUCUUAGCGCCUUUUUGCAUGCUUUGAGGCUCCACUGGGUGGAAUAUCAAAACAAGUUCUACCAUGGCGAUGGCUACAAAUUUAGACCCUUUUCCUUCGCCAUACUAACAGAUGAGGAUGAUUAAUGUACUUGGUACUUUUUGUAUAUGUUGAUUCUUUUGGAGAUUAGUAUAGGGAAAAAAGAAGGUAUUUUCAAGUCCCAAUAUAAGAAGCUUGACUGGACGUUUACAUAACAAGUUUUGGCUGGCAGACGUUAGGGUGCUUCAGGUGACAAUAUGUUGCAUAGUUAAGAAAAGAGAACCUCACAUGAAUUCUUCAAGAUCUUGAUAAUGUUGUUUAUUAGUCGUGCCGAGGCCGGUAAACCCCCCCCCCCCCCCUCCCCCUGGCGAAAGAAAACUAGUAGCUAAUAGGGAUUUUUGUAAAGAUAGUUAUCCUAUACCGUAUGUAGCUUUAAGGAUAGAUUUUCUUGUUUUGGACUGUGAACUUCUUGCCUCUGAGCUGUAAACUUUCAUAGAGCUAUUGUUGAUAGUUGAUAUUACAUGUAUGAGCCUCUCAUAAAGUAUUAAAUACUAACUGUAUUGUUACAUUACA
Messenger RNA from Beta vulgaris subsp. vulgaris (sugar beet), 3907 nucleotides. RefSeq names its product V-type proton ATPase subunit a1. Bases 1390 to 3441 code for a protein of 683 amino acids. The record is from RefSeq and is a predicted model, not a curated record. Gene Ontology annotation, biological process: vacuolar acidification; proton transmembrane transport. Gene Ontology annotation, molecular function: ATPase binding; proton-transporting ATPase activity, rotational mechanism. Lineage: Eukaryota; Viridiplantae; Streptophyta; Magnoliopsida; Caryophyllales; Amaranthaceae. The transcript is spliced from 17 exons. Gene Ontology annotation, cellular component: vacuolar proton-transporting V-type ATPase complex; vacuolar proton-transporting V-type ATPase, V0 domain.